Messenger RNA from Gekko japonicus, 1007 nucleotides. RefSeq names its product transforming growth factor alpha (gene TGFA). Gene Ontology annotation, biological process: epidermal growth factor receptor signaling pathway; positive regulation of cell population proliferation; positive regulation of mitotic nuclear division. The transcript is spliced from 6 exons. Lineage: Eukaryota; Metazoa; Chordata; Lepidosauria; Squamata; Gekkonidae. Bases 99 to 581 code for a protein of 160 amino acids. The record is from RefSeq and is a predicted model, not a curated record.
CUCUGCAGCAGCAGCGACUCCUCGGCCGGGCAUGGUCGGCUGCGCUGGGGGCCAAGUGGCGGAAAGGUGAGUCGGUCUCUCCGCCCGCCGCCGGCAAGAUGGUCAGCGCCGUCGCCUCCGAGCUCUCCCUGCUCACCCUCGGUAUUCUAUUAGCCCUGUGCCAUGCCUUGGAGAAUACAACAUUGGCCUUGAGUGGUCCCCCAGUGGCUGCUGCUGUCAGAUCUCAUUUUAACAGCUGUCCAGAUGCUCAUAGUCAGUUCUGCUUCCAUGGUACUUGCAGGUUCUUGGUGCAAGAGGAUAAACCCACUUGCCUUUGUCAUUCUGGGUUCAUGGGAACACGCUGUGAACAUGCAGAUCUCCUUGCAGUGGUAGCUGCUAACCAGAAGAAACAAACCAUAACUGCCUUGGUGGUGGUCUCAGUAGUAGCAUCAGCUGUACUUAUCAUGGUCUGCGUACUGAUACAUUGCUGCAGGAUAAAAAAACGCUGUGAGUGGUGCAGGACUGUAGUCUGCAGGCAUGAAAAGCCCAACGGGCUCCUGAAAGGAGGAACAUCUUGCUGCCACUCUGAGACAGUUGUCUGAUGGGAGACCAGGGUCGUCUGAGAUUCUUAUUGCUAUGUAUAGAUGGGACCACUGUAUAUCCUACAGGACAACUAAGAUAUUCCAGAGAAGAAUGUUUAAUAUGGACAAAACCUUUCUGGGUUUGGAAGGGUAUUGACAAGCAGAUGCCCUACCUCUUUGGCUACUCAUCCGCAUCCUCUGUUUUAUAUGUUGGGCUUCUGGAACUUUGCCAAAGGGAAGUUAUUGUCCUUGUGACUUCAUAGAAUGUCACACGUCAGACUAAAUGGUAUCCAAGUUAUGACGACCAAGGAAUCUCAAAUGACACCCUUAACGAAGAAUAUAAGCCGGUCAUAAGAGAACUGCACAUUGGACAGCUUCAUGUUUACGUAGCCAUAAGAAAUGUGUUUGGACGGGGUGACUUAUACAAGGAAGGAAAUGUUGUACAGG